CAGCUAAAAAAUGGUAGCCCGGCCGAGUGUAAAUCUAAUUAAUCGGGUUAACCCGUACGAGUUGGCGGGUCAGCCCAGAAGAAAAUUUAUCCGCAAAGGGUUUCACCAAUCUUCCACGCCGCCUCCACUCCCGCCCUGCUCUGCCAUCUCAAUUGUAUUGUGGGGAUCAGAUUCUCGCUCGCCUUCUUACUCCGGCUCUCGCUCUCGACAGAUCCCUUAUCCGCCGCCACAUAAAAGGGGAGAUGUUGGAGCAUGACUCCAUUUCAAAUCCUACUCACAGCAAGACAACCGGCCUUCCUCGUAAGCGGUUCUAUCGAGCUCGGGCUCACAGCAACCCCUUGAGUGAUUCACAUUUCCCAGUUCCUAUCUCCCCAGCUCAGUUUGACUGCAUUUCCCAUUUCCCUAAGUUCUUCCCUCCCUAUGAAUCUAGUGGCUCCAAAAAGAUUGAGUUUGCCGAUAUUGGAUGUGGAUUUGGUGGGCUUCUAAUUAGUCUUGCAACACUUUUCCCCGAGACACUUAUGAUCGGGAUGGAACUGAGGGACAAAGUAACAGAGUAUGUGAAGGAAAGAAUCCUAGCCUUGAGGGCCUCUAAUCCUGGCAGAUAUGAGAACGUGUCUGUUGUUCGGACAAAUUCCAUGAAGUACAUUCCCAAUUACUUUGAGAAAGCGCAGCUCUCCAAGAUGUUCUUUCUGUUUCCAGAUCCUCAUUUCAAAGAGAAGAAUCAUCGACGUAGGGUAAUUAGUCCUCAUUUGUUGGAUGAGUAUGCCUACGUGCUUAAAGUUGGUGGGAUUAUAUACACAAUCACUGAUGUAGAGGAGCUUGGGGUGUGGAUGAAAGGUUGUUUGGAUGAUCAUACAUUGUUUGAGCCUCUUUCAGAGGAAGAGCUGGCAGCUGAUCCCGUUGUGAAGCUCUUGAGCACUGCCACUGAGGAAGGGCAGAAAGUAGCAAGGAAUGAAGGGCAGACGUAUCAAGCUGUUUAUAGACGCAUUGCAUCGUCCCAUCCUUGUUGAUGUAUGUGCAAAUUUGUUGGGGAAGCUUCUACUGAUAUAAGUAGUAUAGUCGAAGUAAGAAGUAUUUUUGACAAAUUUUGAUGGUGAGCAGCGUUUAUGUUAUUGCUUAUGUAGAUUUGAAUGCUCUAGCUGAAUCUGAGGAUAAGCCUUGAGUUAUCACCAUUUUUUGUUUAUUAUGUAUUCUGCCUUUUUCUGUUGGCCAGUGAUGAAACAGUUUUGUAGAAACGAUUAUUGUUGAUGAUUGAAUCUAAAAGGAUAGAAGAAAAAAGCAGAUUUAUUUUAUGCUGCCAU
Molecule: messenger RNA, 1301 nt
Organism: Salvia miltiorrhiza (redroot sage)
Lineage: Eukaryota; Viridiplantae; Streptophyta; Magnoliopsida; Lamiales; Lamiaceae
Product: tRNA (guanine-N(7)-)-methyltransferase
Exons: 2
Coding region: 243-1010 (255 amino acids)
Biological process (GO): tRNA methylation; RNA (guanine-N7)-methylation
Cellular component (GO): tRNA methyltransferase complex
Molecular function (GO): tRNA (guanine(46)-N7)-methyltransferase activity
Source: RefSeq, a predicted model, not a curated record